Messenger RNA from Parnassius mnemosyne (clouded apollo), 375 nucleotides. The record is from the annotation of a GenBank genome assembly. NCBI's taxonomy places the organism in Eukaryota, Metazoa, Arthropoda, Insecta, Lepidoptera, Papilionidae.
AUGGCACCAUUUCCUCUGGGUAUUGAGACAGCUGGAGGUGUGAUAACGAAAAUAAACGAAAGAAACUGCAAGAUUCCUUGCAAACAGUCAAAGACAUUCACCACGUACUCUAACAACCAGCCAGCAGUUACGAUUCAAGUCUUUGAAGGCGAGCGUGCGAUGACCAACCUGCUGAUCACGUUCGACUUGACCGGCAUCCCGCCAGCACUGCGUGGCGUCCCCAAGAUCGACGUCACCUUCGACAUGGACGCUAACGGUAUCCUGAACGUCUCGGCCAAAGAAAACAGCACGGGUCGCAGCAAGAACAUCGUGAUCAAGAACGACAAUGGGCGGUUGUCGCAGGCCGAAAUCAUGAUUAUAUUACAAAAAUUAUGA